AUGAGCAUUGGUAAACUGUACGGACAGCGCGAGUCGCCCCGCGUGCUUCGCACCGUCGCCGCGGCCAAGGUCAACGGCGUCGAGGUCGAGGUCGUGCCGACCUCGGCCCCUGCGGACACCCAGAAGCCCGAGUUCCGCGAAAAGUUCCCGCUCGGCAAGGUGCCUGCUUUCGAGGGCCCGGACGGCUUCCUGCUGACCGAGUCGCGCGCCAUCUUUGCGUAUGUCGCCCGCCUCUCGGACAACACCAAGCUGUACGGCUCGGACGCCAAGACCGCUGCCCAGGUCGACCAGUGGGUCCAGUUCACCGACGAUGAGCUGACCAACCACGCCAUUGGUCUCUUUGUCCUCUACAAGGGCUACAUCCCGUACAGCAAGGCCGUGGACACUCACCACACCGAGGCCAUCCACCGUGCUCUCGCUUACCUCGAGAAGUACCUCGCCGGCCAGACCUUUGUCGUCGGUCACCGCCUGACCGCGGCCGACCUGACCCUGGCCUCGACCCUCUUUACGCUCUUCACCGGCUUCCUGGGUGCCAGCUCGCGCGCCAAGUACCCCCACACCCAGCGCUACUACACCAACGUGGUGAACCAGCGCGCGGUGGGCGGCGCGAUCCCCCUCGACGCCAAGUUCGCCGAGGAGGACGCCAAGUUUGUGCCCCCGAAGAAGGAGAAGCCCGCCAAGGCUGAGCAGCCCAAGGCUGCUGCUGCCCCUGCCGCGGCUGCCCCUGCCGGCAAAGACGAGGACGACGAGCCGAAGGCCGCUCCCCCGGCCAAGAACCCCCUCGAUGCCCUGCCCAAGUCGUCGUUCGUCAUGAACGACUGGAAGGUGUGCUACUCGAACAAGGACACCCGCUCGGAGGCCAUCCCCUGGUUCCACGAGCACUUUGACAAGGAGGGCUGGAGUGUCUGGCGCUUCGACUUCAAGUACAACGACGAGCUCACUCAGGUGUUCAUGAGCUCGAACCAGAUCGGUGGCUUCUUCACCCGCCUCGAGGCUACCCGCAAGUACGUCAUGGGUACUGCCGGUGUGUUUGGUACCGCCAACGACAGCGUCAUUGCUGGUGUUGUCGUCCUCCGCGGCCAGGAGUGGGAGCCCGUGCUCGGCGUUGCGCCCGACAUUGACAGCUACUCGGUCAACCGCCUCGACCUCGACAAGCCCGAGGACAAGAAGUUCUUUGAGGACAUGCUUGCCUGGGAGGCCACCGUCGAUGGCAAGGAGUGGGCCGACGGCAAGAUCCUUAAGUAA
Malassezia japonica is the source of this 1245-nucleotide messenger RNA. RefSeq lists its product as uncharacterized. Lineage: Eukaryota; Fungi; Basidiomycota; Malasseziomycetes; Malasseziales; Malasseziaceae. Gene Ontology annotation, cellular component: cytoplasm; nucleus. Gene Ontology annotation, molecular function: translation elongation factor activity. The coding region runs from base 1 to 1245 and encodes 414 amino acids. Gene Ontology annotation, biological process: translational elongation. The transcript has 2 exons. The record is from RefSeq and is a predicted model, not a curated record.